This is a messenger RNA of Papaver somniferum (opium poppy), 1493 nucleotides long. RefSeq names its product UPF0746 protein DDB_G0281095-like. Gene Ontology annotation, molecular function: ubiquitin-protein transferase activity. The coding region runs from base 271 to 1071 and encodes 266 amino acids. The transcript is spliced from 4 exons. Lineage: Eukaryota; Viridiplantae; Streptophyta; Magnoliopsida; Ranunculales; Papaveraceae. The record is from RefSeq and is a predicted model, not a curated record.
UUUUCAAAACUACCACCGAAAUUCUCUUAAAAAAGCGUUUUCAUAUUCUAACCUUUUCUCAAUCUCUGCAACUCGGUUAUAUUCGUUCUUUUAGCCCUAAGUGGUUUUCGUAUUGAAUUCCUUUUCCUUUACGAACACAGUUUAAAGAUAUUUCGUUUUCUAUAAAUAUUAUAACUACUGAACAAAAAUUCUUAUCCGGAGAGAAAAAAGAAGAAGAAGAAGAAGAAGAAGAAGAGAUCGUUUCUGUAACUGUUUUGUGAUCUCAAUGCAAUGGGUGCGGCUUGUGUUCGCCCGAUUCAACAUGAUCAAACCAAACACUUUGUUGGUCAUCAGAAUGCAUAUCAAGUUCAACCUCUGAGGAAUCGAAGAACACCUUUGAACAGUGGAUCAGGGAACCAGAAUUUGUCACUGACUCAACUAGAGCAACAACUUAAGCAACAGCAACAACAACGAGAACAGCAGCAGCGAGAACAACAACAGCAGCAACAACAACAGCAGCAACAACAACGAGAACAGCAGCAGCGAGAACAGCAACAGCGAGAAGAACAACAACGAGAACAGCAACAGCGAGAAGAGCAGGAACAGCUGCAGCUUCAACAGCAGCUAGAACAAGAACGACGACAACAGGAGCGAGAAGAACAACAACGAGAACAGCAGGAGCAGCUGCAGCUUCAACAGCAACAACAGCAGCUAGAACAAGAACGACAACAACAGGAGCAGCAGCAGCUAGAACAAGAACGACAACCAGAACAACAAUUUCUACCAGUAACUGAUGCUGGUAGUCUGAAUCAAACAUUCGAGCUAUCUGAUAACCUUAAAAGUACCACUGAUAAAGUCCCUGCAACUGACUGCCAUAACGAAACCCAAGUUGAUUCACCCAAGGAAAUCAAGAGAUGUGACUCACUAAUUGACGAUGACAAUUAUUGCCUUACUUGUUUCUAUGGUUAUGAAACGGAUAACCCAAAGAUUCCCACCCAGUGCCAUCAUCACUAUCACCUUUCCUGCAUCCUCGAAUGGAUGGAGAGGAGCCCCACAUGCCCUGUAUGCGGCCAGGUAAUGAUCAUUCUGUAGUCGAGCAUCUACAUGGUUACAAGUUCAGAAGUGGGUCAAAACAAUACUAAGCCUUUACGAAGUUCAGAAGUAUUUCUCUAAUUUUUUCGGAAAGGGUAAUUAUCAACCUCCAAACACCUAUCAUCCUGGUAGAAACUCAAAACAGUGCAGAAGAAAUAGUAAUAAAAUUCACACGACUUCCCCAUAAGAAUGAAAGUUUCAUACAUUUUUGGACUAUGUACAUUUUAUUGAACAAUGUAAAGCAGGCGGCAAACAAAAGCAAGGUGCAGUUUGUUUGGUCAUACAGCCUCUAGUUUUUGCUUUCUGCAUCUGUCCUACAUCGUUUUUCUCUAUCAGUUUUCCAUAGUGUAAUGUAAAGUGCAGCCUGUUGUGAGAGCUGUUAUCAAAUAUUUCUUUAUCAAUCUGACUUUGCAUUUUUCUGA